Messenger RNA from Danio rerio (zebrafish), 1805 nucleotides. RefSeq names its product shisa family member 9a (gene shisa9a). NCBI's taxonomy places the organism in Eukaryota, Metazoa, Chordata, Actinopteri, Cypriniformes, Danionidae. Gene Ontology annotation, cellular component: dendritic spine membrane; synapse. The record is from RefSeq and is marked provisional.
ACAAACAAAGACAGCCUUCAGGGUAGUUGCGCAGUGGUUUCACAGAUCAACAAAGUACUUGACAAUCAGCAGAACAAUUGGGAUUGAGAUCAACACCGGCAGGAGUGGACUUCCCAAACAUCUGCGGUCUUAAUUUACCUCUUUGAAAAUGCAAACCUCCCCGGAUGGCUUUGUUCAGUCGUGUGGAUUUAUGCCCUGCUGUCGGUGGUAGUACAAAGUCAAUUCUCAGUCUCACUUUGUCCUUUAAGGGAAGCCUCCAGGAGACUACAGGAUGAAAUGGACAGUUUUGCUGUUAGAAUACUUCUUGGUCAAAGUUCUGGUGCUGUUGUACAGCGCGGACGGGGAAGCGCAGCAGCUCGAGGGCUUUAUAAUGCUCUCUGGGUCCAAUGGGUCCCGGGAUGAGGAGAGCGUUUCUGAACCUCCACACACCGAGGACAAAUGUCGGGGUUACUAUGAUGUCAUGGGACAAUGGGACCCGCCGUUCGUUUGCCAAACAGGCAAUUAUUUAUACUGUUGCGGCACUUGUGGCUUCAGAUUUUGCUGCGCUUAUAAAAACUCUCGUUUGGAUCAGAGCACUUGUAAAAAUUACGACACACCAGUGUGGUUAACAGGACAGACACCGUAUAAGAAAACAUUAGACCCGAGACACGAUCCAACCAAGGAUAAAACAAACUUGAUUGUGUAUAUAAUAUGUGGAGUAGUGGCAAUCAUGGCACUGGUUGGGAUAUUUACCAAACUUGGACUAGAAAAGGCUCACAGACCUCAUAGGGAGAGCAUGUCUCGAGCUGUUGCGAGCGUCAUGCAAGGAGCCCGUCAGGGUCAACACGAGGAGGCCAUCGGAAUGCACACACAGCAUUAUGACACUGUGCAGGCCAGAGCAAACAACAUGCAAGCCGGCCAGAUAAACAACAUGAUGCAAACGCACCCGUAUCCAGCCCUCAGCCAGCUGUCCCAUGUCUAUGAGCAACAGCAAUCGGCAAAAGACCUCAACAAAUACGCCUCUCUGAAGGCUGUGGCCGCCAAAGCCAAUGGUGAUUUCCUCAACAAGCAGCAUCGCCACCUGGUCGAACUUGCGGCUAAAGGUAACCUGCCGCUUCAUCCAAUCCGAAUGGAGCACGUGGAGCCCACUGCGACUUACGUCACAGAGGUCCCAUGCAUCAAACAAAACGGACAGAAGCCCAAAAGCAUAAAAGCCAACGUUUCCCAUCCCGCGAUGGCCUACAGCUCCAAUACCAUCGCAAAUCCAGGCAUGGUGAGGAGCUGGGAGGCCGCAGAGACUGCAGGCCGACGCAAAACCUACAACCCCAGGAAGAUGUGCAUGGUGGAGCAGGUCAACGAGCUACACACUGCCCGCAGUCAUCACUACUUACCCACGCAACCCUACUUUGUAACCAACAGUAAGACUGAAGUGACUGUUUAAGAAGCAGCUGAGAGCGGGAAGUGAAAUCCUGUCACGAAAGGACUCUCCACACUGCCCCUAGUGGACUGGAGGAACAUCAGGGGUGAGCAUGUCAUGCCCUCUCGAUAACAUGAGGGACACUCAAAGCGUUCGCCACUAUUUAUAUCCACUGUAACAAUGAUGUGUUUGUGUUCCGUCAAUGAAAAGGUUACAGAAAACUGAUGUAAAGAAUUGGCACUGGAAAAAGAUUCAGAUCAAUAGCAAUAAGAUCUAAGAGAACGGCUACGGUUAGAAUGAGACAUUACAGAAAUGAAACAUACCGCAUUAUUGAUUCCUAGUUAUUAAAGGGCUGGCGUGGAGUAUAAAACACAGGGUGAUGCUCUUAUGUGAAAUAAAAUACAGAAAA